AUGGAAGGGACAAAGGUGAUUCACCUUAUCCGGCCCCCACCUGUGCAGGCCCAGGGGGGCGCGCAACCAGGUUCACAGGGGCCUAUCUGUGGUCUUGACAGGCUCCCCAGGGCAGGUCACAGCUUUCGAGAUAUCGUACCUGUUACGUCUCAUCACUCCCCGCCACUCUCCAGAUCCGGUGAUACCAGAUUAACUGGGCGGCGGAUAAUCCAUCAAGAUAGCAUCAGCACGUUUAAUAAGCCGUCAGACCCGCCAAUUGGCGGGAAGCUGCAAGUAUCUGGAAAAACCAUAUCCAGACUCUUCACUGGCGAGCCAGAGUACAGGGCCGGAAAGAAGUGUUCUGCCCAAGGCGAAACUAUAGGCAACAUACAGGCUGAGUGUAACUAUGCAAUGCCGCGCCGUCAUCGCCCCACAGCUGAGGAAUGUUCCGGGCGCGCAGGAACAACUAGUGAGUACAUGAUGCAUAAUCAGACAGGCAUCAAAACCUUCGAGCAGAAGUCUGGAGAAGAGGCAGUAAUGUGUUCUAGUAAGCGCCAUUACGCUUCGGCAGCGCCAUCGGCCACAGACGCGAUGAUACCGCAUAAGAAGAUAGCCCCAUUCCAGCGUUCUGAUCCGUUUGGAUCUUCUGGAUACCCUGAAGAUAUGCGAGGACCAAGGCCACGCCAUAAUACUGGCCCAAGCGUAGAAGAAAUCUUUAAGCCCAGUUUGAAUGUGAACACGGCGAAGUUCUCCAGCGACAAGGCAAGUAUCUUACAUACUGCGCCCCCAACAAGGUUCGACAUUACGGGACCGAUUGCUAUCGAUGCACGUAAGCAAACACAGAGCACAGCAGCUAUGAUGGCUGAAUACCAUGCAACACGGCAAGCCGCAGCCAACUUGAAGGCACGGGAGUACGUCGAGACCAGUUGUUAUUGA
Messenger RNA from Giardia duodenalis, 915 nucleotides. RefSeq lists its product as uncharacterized. The transcript has a single exon. NCBI's taxonomy places the organism in Eukaryota, Fornicata, Diplomonadida, Hexamitidae. The record is from RefSeq and is a predicted model, not a curated record. The coding region runs from base 1 to 915 and encodes 304 amino acids.